Molecule: messenger RNA, 2241 nt
Organism: Bombus huntii
Lineage: Eukaryota; Metazoa; Arthropoda; Insecta; Hymenoptera; Apidae
Product: homeobox protein abdominal-B-like
Exons: 4
Coding region: 1-1812 (603 amino acids)
Biological process (GO): regulation of transcription by RNA polymerase II; cell differentiation; anterior/posterior axis specification
Cellular component (GO): nucleus
Molecular function (GO): RNA polymerase II transcription regulatory region sequence-specific DNA binding; DNA-binding transcription factor activity, RNA polymerase II-specific
Source: RefSeq, a predicted model, not a curated record
AUGGUAUCUUACUAUAAUUCCCUUGCGAUGCUUUGCCAACAACAGCAAGUAUCUGGCCAGCAGCCACUUCCACAGCAAAUACCACAAAAUAAUUCUGUACAACAUAAUUCGGUACCAAAUAAUUCUGCAUUAAGUAAUUCUACACAACAUAAUUCUGCAGAACAUAAUUCUGCACAACAUAAUUCUGCGCAACAUAAUUCUGCACAUCAUUCUGCACAACAUGAUCCGCAACAAACAAACACCACAGCCGACGGAGGUCAGCAAUAUUGGUAUAGUUAUCCACAUGAGCAUACACAUGGAUCUUCACAUGGUUCUUCACAUGGUUCUUCACAUGGACAUCCACAUACAUAUCCACAUCCGCAUACAUAUACACAAAGACACACACAAACACUUCCACAAGCACAAGCACAAACACAAACACGAGCACAAACACAUACACAUACACGAGCACAAACACAUACACAUACACGAGCACAAACACAUACACAUACACGAGCACAAACACAUACACAAGUACAAGCAGAAACACAUACACAAGUACAAGCAGAAACACAUACACAAAUACAAGCACAAGCACAUUCACAUCCAAAUACACAUACACAUACAUUUCCACAAACACUUUCACAUGCGCUUCCACAAACACUUUCGCAUGCACUUCCACAAACACUUUCGCAUGCACUUCCACAAACACUUUCGCAUGCACUUCCACAAACACUUUCACAUACACUUUCACAUACACUUCCACAAACACUUUCACAAACACUUCCACAAACACUUUCACAAACACUUUCACAUGCACUUCCACAAACACUUUCACAUGCACUUCCACAAACACUUGCACAUCCACAAACACUUGCACAUCCACAAACACUUGCACAUCCACAAACACUUGCACAUCCGCAAACACUUGCACAUGCACAUCCGCAAACACUUCCACAAGGAUUUUCACAUACACUUCCACAUACACUUCCACAAACACUUGCACAUGCGCGUACACAUCCACAUGGAUAUUCACAUGUCCAUUAUCCAUCACCUGGACCACAACAAUAUUUGGAUCCGGCAGAGAUGAUUCCUAAUUGGCCGCAUCCUCACGCUUACCCAUAUUCACAUAUUCAUCAGUAUCAGUAUCACCAAUAUCAGCAAGCUCAGCUGGCAGGAUUAAAUGAUUGGGGUAAUGAAGCAAGUGGUCCUCUUAUAACUGAAGAAACAAGCCCUCCUAUUACUGCUAGCGGGAGCGAAGUUAGUAAUCCAGAGACUUCGUGUACCCCACCGAGGAAUAACGGCAGCAGUAACGUUACGAAUAGUAAAAAUAUUACACCGCCUAGCACUAGCAAUAGUGCGAACAGUAUUAAUAGCGCGACAUCGAUGAGACCCGCGCAGAUCAGAAGUCCCUACGAGUGGAUGAAGAAGACUUCCUACCAGUCUCACCCCAAUCCUGGAAAAACCCGAACUAAAGACAAAUACAGAGUGGUCUACACAGAUCAUCAGAGGUUGGAGCUUGAAAAGGAGUUUCACUAUAGCCGUUACAUCACAAUUCGCCGUAAAGCUGAACUCGCCGCUAAUCUUGCGCUCUCGGAACGUCAAGUCAAAAUCUGGUUCCAAAACCGUCGCGCGAAAGAGCGGAAACAAGCUAAAAAGCGCGAAGAACUUGAACAGAAAGAGUUAAAAGCGGCAGAUGUAGUACCAAACAGCCCGAUGGCCAGCCUAACGAUCGGAGGGUUGGCAGAAAUGAGUGGAAUGCUUGGUUACGAACCUAAUCCGCCGUCUCCUCGUCCCGGACCAUCAUCGCAUCCAUCGCAUCCACUUCUUUGAGGCGCGACAGCUGUUGUCCACCCAAGCUGCCAUACCGAUUGGCGGUGGGGUUGUGACCUGGUGCCGGCGAUCACAGAAGCUUGGUCCGGCGACAGCUAAUUCCGGAAGCUCCAUCUAACGCAUGCUGAAUCGACUUUGCUGUGAUACCAAGGAGCUGCAAUAGGGGAAUCUCCAAUAAAUCAAAAAACCGAACAGUAGUUCGCUUUAAAUAUCAAAUUUUUAGAUAUCGAAUUUAUCGUUUCAAAUUGUCUUGGUUUAAUGUCAAAAAUGAAAUAAUGUUAAGUAAUUUAUAGAGUGUUCAAUUAUUGAUAAGGACUUGUAUUUGAGACUUUAUAUGUAGUAAUAAAGGACGACAUAGACUAAUUCAAAUAUUAUAAAUUCUAUAUGCUACGUAAUGCACUAAUAUAAUACAUUAACAACAUAAUGUAA